Molecule: messenger RNA, 969 nt
Organism: Aptenodytes forsteri (emperor penguin)
Lineage: Eukaryota; Metazoa; Chordata; Aves; Sphenisciformes; Spheniscidae
Product: olfactory receptor 6P1-like
Biological process (GO): G protein-coupled receptor signaling pathway
Cellular component (GO): membrane
Molecular function (GO): G protein-coupled receptor activity; olfactory receptor activity
Source: RefSeq, a predicted model, not a curated record
AUGAAAAAAAUAAAAUGCAAGUCGUCAAGAAUUUUUCCUCCAGGAAUUCUCCAUUGUGCUCAGAGAACCGCAAGUCUUACUUACCAUCACUUCAUCAUUGUCUACGUAUUGACACUAGCAGAGAAUAUGGUCAUCAUUAUAACAAUCCGUAUUAGCUACUGCCCCCAUACCCCUAUGUAUUUCUUCUUGAACAAUCUCUCCUUUCUGGACAUGUGGUAUAUUACAGUUAUUGUUCCUAAAAUGCUUAGCAGCUUAUUGACAGGAUGCAAGAUCAGCUCUUUUGCAGGGUGCAUGGCCCAAAUCUACUUUUCCAUUGCAUUGGCCUGCACUGAAUGUCUGCUUCUGGCUGUCAUGGCUUAUGACUGCUUUGAGGCUAUUUGCAGCUCCUUGCUCUAUCCAACCAUCAUGACCUACGAGCUAUCUGCUCUCUUAGUUGCUGGCUUUUGGAUGGGAGGUUUUACCAGUUCCAUGCUCAAGGUCAUCUUCAUCUCACGCUUGAAUUUCUGUGACUCAGUCACCAACCGCUUCUGUGAUGUAUCACCCCUGCUCAACCUUGCCUGCAAGGAUAUGUCAAUGGCAGAGACAGUGGAUUUCAUUCUGUCAUUGAUUAUAAUUCUCGAACCAUUGCUUGUGGUGGUGGCCUCUUACUUCUGCAUAGCAGCUACUAUAAUGUGGAUCCCCACAGCUCUGGGGAAGUGGAAAGCUAUUUCAACCUGUGCUUCUCACCUGGUAGUUGUUGUCAUCCUCUACUCUACUACUCUGUUUACUUAUGCCUGGCCUAAGGCCAUGGGUUCCUUUGACUCCAACAAGAUGGUGUCAGUUCUAUAUACAGUUGUAAUAUCUUUCUGCAACCCUGUCAUUUACUACCUGAGGAACCAAGAUGUCAAAGAAGUACAAAGAAAAAUAAUAAAUGGCAGAAAUGUUCUUAACAAUAGGAGUUCUGUGUCCUUAAGAGAAAGGAUAACAUAA